CAUUAUUGAGCGGCUCUUUUGACCUCAUUGGGAUUCUAAUAGUUAGGCCACACUUAUUUGUCAGACUUCUAUAUAACGGUCUUGAGAGCUCGAUCAUUCAGGACGACUGCGCUGCUUACUCCGACGCACAUCAAGUGGGCAAGAAAGCAGCCAACGGGCUGAGUCGUUCAAGAUGCCGUUCGCUACUGGAGAUCAGGGCCUGCUCCAGCUGAACGGAAAGCAAUUUGACUUCAGCAUACAAUUCGAGCAGCUUUUCUUCUCCAUCAUCCCGUCCGUUUUGUUUAUUGUAACAUCAUUGUGGCGGACGCUCUCCCAGGCACGGAAGCCGACUGUGGUGGAUGCUCCGGUGUUCCAGCUCAUCAAACUGGGUGCGAUCACAGCAUAUGUUGGCCUCGAGCUUUCACUCCUCAUCUUAGUUGCAGUCGGGUCCUUUGCUGUGACCAGCAUAUUCAUCGCUGCCUCGGCCCUCAAGCUUGUGUCCGCUCUUUUCAUGAUAAUGCUUAGUCUUCUUGAUCACAGCAGAAGUCCAAGACCGUCCGUGCUGUUGAAUGGCUACUUGUUUCUUACUUUAAUUCUGGACGCAGCGCAGACAAGAACGCUGUUUCUCUCAUCCGAUAACAAGCCCGAGAUCACCUAUAGCAGCAUCUUCAGUGCUGCUAUAGCUCUAAAGGCUGGUAUAUUGUUGUUAGAGGCCCAACAAAAGUCCAAAUGGAUAAACUGGAACAAGAAGGAACACAGCCCAGAAGAAACGAGCGGCAUAUUCUCGCUUGGCGUUUUCUUCUGGCUCAACAAGAUGUUUCUGGCGGGAUACCGGAAGGUUUUGAAGAUUGAGGACCUCUACCCCCUCGAUAGCUCCAUGAAUGCCAAAUCUCUUCACGAUGAGUUUUCUACGAACAUGGACUACUCCAAGCUGAAAGGCGAUAAGUUCGGUCUAGUGAAGGUGCUAGCACGCACGUUGAGACCUGCUCUCCUACUUCCCAUCCCUCCACGUCUGGCACUCCUUGCUUUCACGUUUUGUCAACCGCUGUUUAUCGAAAGGUUGUUGGAUUAUUUAUCACAACCUGCACUCGACCCCAAUGUUGGUUACGGCUUUAUCGGCGCUAGCAUGCUGAUAUACUUGGGAAUUGCUAUUUCUACAGCCUUCUACUGGUACUUCCACCAUCGUAUGCGGACGAUGGCAAGAUCGAUACUCGUUAUUGAGACCUUUAUCAAAGCAACACAAGCCCGAAUCGGAACCGGCGAUGACAGCGCUGCGCUGACUUUGAUGAGCACAGAUAUGGAGCGUAUAAAGAUGGGAUUCAGGAAUCUCCACGAAGUCUGGGCUAGCGCAAUCCAAGCUGCUCUGGCUGGGUGGAUGUUGUACAACCGACUCGGCGCAGUCUUUGUCGUACCAAUGGGGAUGGUAAUAGUCUGCUUUGUCGGCUUGGGGAUUCUUAUAAGGUUCACCGGGGACUCUCAGAGAACAUGGAUGGGAGGAGUUCAGAAGCGUGUUGGCUUGACGGCUACAGUAAUUUCCAGCAUGAAGAACUUGAAAAUAAGUGGCCUCUCUGCUGAAGUCGGCGACUUUGUGCAGAUGCUGCGCAUCAAUGAGCUCGCCGCAGGGUCCCGAUUCCGCAAGAUCCAGAUUAUUGCUGCUCUUCUCGGUUUCAUUCCGAUGUUGAUCGCCCCGCCACUAACCUUUGCAUUUACCCAACGAACACUGGAUGCUUCGACAAUGUUCACAUGUCUGACUUUUCUCACGCUUUUGACCAACCCGUUAACAGAGGUCUUCCUGUCUAUCCCUCAGAUUGUCUCUGGGCUAGCUUGUCUGGGUCGAAUCCAGGCCUUCUUGGAGUGCGAGACUCGUGAUGAUUUUCGCCGAGCUAUUACUGAGAUGAGACAGAAUACAGAGAAGAAUAUACUAGAUACCGCAGCAGGACAGGACUCGGCGUAUCCUGUUGUUAUCAAUGAUGGUAGCUUUGGUUGGGAAUCAGACAAGCUCGUCCUGCGGAACAUAAACACUCGAGUGUCCAAGUCCUCGCUUACCAUUGUGGUUGGGCCAGUUGGAUCGGGGAAAUCUACACUCUGCAAGGCACUGCUCGGAGAAAUUCCUUUCAACGGAGGCAGCGUGGUCUUGAGUGCUAGAUUUUCCCACGUGGGAUUCUGCGACCAAACGGCUUUCCUUUCCAACGGCUCCAUCAAAGAUAACAUUAUAGGAUAUUCUCCAUUCAACAGUGAAAGAUACGCUGAAGUCAUCGAGGCAACAGCUCUGCGCUUUGACUUUGACACACUCCCGCAAGGAGACCGAACGAAUAUCGGAUCGGAUGGAAUCACCCUAUCCGGGGGCCAAAAACAACGUGUUUCUCUAGCACGAGCUUUGUAUUUGCGGUCAGAUCUGCUCGUACUAGAUGAUGUUUUCAGUGGCCUAGAUGCAGAUACCGAAAAGCAGGUCUUUCAGCAAGUCUUUGGUCCAGGUGGACUACUCAGACGGAGACGUUCUACAGUUGUGCUGUGCACACAUAGCGUCAGACACCUACCCGCAGCGGAUUAUAUCAUAGCACUUGGAGAUAGCACUGUUGUCGAGCAAGGAAGCUUUGACCAGCUGAUGGCCAAUAAAGGAUAUGUUCAUCGGCUGGGUUUCAAGGAAUCUUCCGACACUGAUAAUGCAUCCGCGGAAUCCACGGCUGAGAGAAAGGCUGGGGAUUCACAGUCGAAAGCAGCCCUUGCAACGGUAACUGGGACAUCAUCUCCUGGGCUGAAUGAGGAUGGGUCGCGGCAAUCUGGCGAUAGGGCGGUAUACAAGCAGUACUUUAAGAGCAUGGGGUGGUUCGUGGCAGCGUCCUGUUUCAUCCUUGCUGCUCUAUUUGGCUUUUUCACUGACUUUCCGUCAAUCUGGCUCACAUACUGGACUGACGACGUCUAUUCGGAACAUCCGAAGCAUUCCUGGGCUUACUAUGCUGGGAUAUAUGCCUUGCUCCAAGUCUGCGGCCUGAUAUCGCUGCUUUUCCUCGCCUUGGCAAUCUAUGUCAUCUCUAUAAAGAAAGUAGGUGCCCAUCUCCACCAGGAGGCCUUACGAACGCUUUUUCGAGCACCACUCCGUUUUUUCACAAAGACGGACACCGGCGUUGUCACAAACUUGUUCUCGCAAGACCUCAAUCUUAUAGACACAGAGCUGCCGGAAUCAACAUUGAAUGCUUUGUAUUCUGUCUCCAUGGCAGUCGGACAAGCCGGUGUUAUGCUUACUUCGUCUGUGUACCUGGCCAUAAGCUACCCACUCCUCGCGAUCCUACUAUUUGUCGUGCAAAAGUUUUAUCUGCGGACUUCCAGGCAGCUGAGAUUGCUAGAUCUCGAGGCUAAAAGCCCCUUGUACACGCAUUUCCUUGACACAGUCAAGGGUAUCACGACCCUGAGAGCUUUUGGCUUCCUUCCCGAAGAUGUCCGAAAGAACGCCCGCCUGAUCGACUCCAGCCAGCGACCCGCUUACCUCCUCCUCAUGAUCCAGUCCUGGUUGAAUCUUGUUCUCGACGUCGUGGUCAUGAUAAUGGCAGUGGUCCUGACAACUCUCGCUGUUCGACUUCACUCAAAUUCUGGUUUUGCUGGUGCUUCUCUGUACACCCUCGUAAGCUUCGGUGAGAAUCUUUCAGGUAUUGUCAUAUUCUACACCAGACUAGAAACUUCUCUUGGCGCGAUAACCAGACUCGACACUUUCAAGAAAACCGUCCACCCAGAGGACAGGGAUGAAGAAGACAUUGUCCCUCCAAAGGAGUGGCCUUCAAGCGGUGUGGUGGAGUUGAAGGGGGUAUCUGCGCAAUAUAAUGCGGAAGACGACCAACCCAGCGACGAACCCAACCUAGCCCUCCGUAACAUCCACCUCAAGAUCAAGUCUGGCGAAAAGGUCGCGAUCUGCGGCCGUACCGGCAGCGGCAAAUCCAGCCUCAUCGCCCUACUCCUCAAGCUCCUCGACCCUCUCUCCUCGACCGCAGAAAGCGCCUUCAUCGACAACACGCCCAUCCACCGCAUAAAUCGGUCCGCGUUACGGGAGCGCAUAAUCGCCGUUCCCCAAGAAGCCGUCUUCCUACCCGACGGAUCCACCUUCCAGGCCAACCUCGACCCAUCCAACGUCUCCACGCCCGAGGAAUGCCAAGCUGUUCUUGUAGCAGUGGGACUAUGGGAAUUCAUCCAGGAUCGCGGCGGUCUGGAUGCCGAAAUGAGCGCGGGGACCCUCAGCGCUGGACAGCGGCAGCUUAUGUCCCUUGGGCGCGCGCUUCUGCGGCGCUUUAUCCGGGCGCGGGAUACCGGGAUGGGGGGUGGUGGUGGCUUGGACCGCGGGAUAUUGUUACUGGAUGAAGUGAGCUCGAGCGUGGACCACGCGACGGAAGCCGUUAUGCAGGAGAUUGUCCGGGCGGAAUUCAAGCAAUACACAGUUGUUGCGGUUAGCCAUCGCCUGGAUAUGAUUAUGGACUUUGACCGGGUUUUUGUUAUGGAUCAGGGCGAGAUUGUGGAGGUGGGGAAUCCUGCGGUGUUGGCUGGAGAGGCGGGCUCGCGGUUUGGGGACUUGGUGAGGGCUGGGGCUAAGUAGAAGGUGAUAGUGUGGCUUUUUUUCUUUCUUAUUGAUGGAUUGCGG
Molecule: messenger RNA, 4603 nt
Organism: Aspergillus heteromorphus CBS 117.55
Lineage: Eukaryota; Fungi; Ascomycota; Eurotiomycetes; Eurotiales; Aspergillaceae
Product: putative ABC multidrug transporter
Exons: 8
Coding region: 173-4558 (1461 amino acids)
Biological process (GO): transmembrane transport
Cellular component (GO): membrane
Molecular function (GO): ATP binding; ATP hydrolysis activity; ABC-type transporter activity
Source: RefSeq, a predicted model, not a curated record